Molecule: messenger RNA, 1959 nt
Organism: Hippopotamus amphibius kiboko
Lineage: Eukaryota; Metazoa; Chordata; Mammalia; Artiodactyla; Hippopotamidae
Gene: NKX6-2
Product: NK6 homeobox 2
Biological process (GO): cell differentiation; regulation of transcription by RNA polymerase II
Cellular component (GO): nucleus
Molecular function (GO): DNA-binding transcription factor activity, RNA polymerase II-specific; RNA polymerase II cis-regulatory region sequence-specific DNA binding
Source: RefSeq, a predicted model, not a curated record
AUGGGCCCUUCAUGGAGUGCGCAGCCGGCGGGGGCGCGCGCAGACGGGGGCGCUGGCCAAUGGCCGGGCCGCGGGCGCCGGCAGCCAAUCAGCGCGCGCGCCGCGCGGGGGCCCCGCGGUUAUCAGCGCGCCCGGCCCGCCGGCGCCGCUCCGACCGGCCCCGGAGCCGCCGCCGCCGCCGCGCGCAGCUCCCCCGCCGCCGCCCAGCCCGCGCCGGGGCCGCCGCCCGCCCUCGCGCCCGCCCUCCGCGCCGUCGGCGCCCGCGCCCCGCGCCCCCGCUGCAGCCGGCGCCCGCCCGGGCCGCGCGCAAACUUCCCGGGCCGGCGGGCGCGGGCGGCGGCGGCGGCGGGGCCCGGAUGGGCUCCCGGGCCGGCGGCGGCGGCGCCCAUGGACGCUAACCGCCCGGGCGCGUUCGUGCUGAGCAGCGCGCCGCUGGCCGCGCUGCACAACAUGGCCGAGAUGAAGACGUCGCUGUUCCCGUACGCGCUGCAGGGCCCGGCCGGCUUCAAGGCGCCCGCGCUGGGCGGCCUGGGCGCGCAGCUGCCGCUCGGCACCCCGCACGGCAUCAGCGACAUCCUGGGGCGGCCCGUGGGCGCGGCGGGAGGCGGCCUCCUGGGCGGCCUGCCCCGUCUCCACGGGCUCGCCUCGUCGGCCGGCGUCUACUUCGGGCCCGCGGCCGCCGUGGCGCGCGGCUACCCCAAGCCGCUGGCCGAGCUGCCCGGGCGCCCGCCCAUCUUCUGGCCCGGCGUGGUGCAGGGCUCGCCCUGGAGGGACCCGCGCCUGGCCGGCCCGGCCCAGGCCAGCGGGGCCCUGGACAAGGACGGCAAGAAGAAGCACUCGCGGCCGACCUUCUCCGGCCAGCAGAUCUUCGCGCUGGAGAAGACCUUCGAGCAGACCAAGUACCUGGCGGGGCCGGAGCGCGCGCGCCUGGCCUACUCGCUGGGCAUGACCGAGAGCCAAGUCAAGGUGUGGUUCCAGAACCGCCGGACCAAGUGGCGUAAGCGGCACGCGGCGGAGAUGGCGUCGGCCAAGAAGAAGCAGGACUCGGACGCUGAGAAGCUGAAGGUGGGCGGCUCGGACGCGGAGGACGACGACGAGUACAACCGGCCCCUGGACCCCAACUCCGACGACGAGAAGAUCACGCGGCUGCUGAAGAAGCACAAGCCCUCGAGCUUGGCGCUGGUCAGCCCGUGCGGCGGCGGCGGCGCGGGGGACGCCUCGUGAGGGCGCGGCGGCGGGGCCGGGCACCCCGGGAACGCGCCGCGCCCGCCGCCCGCGCGCCUCUAGGUGUCUUUACAGAGUGAGUCCUCCAGCGGCCCGGCGCGGGCUCGGCGAGGGGGGCCCCGGCCGCGCCCGCCCGCCUGCUCCGCCGCUCGGCGCGGGGUCUGCGCCGCCGCUGCCGGGCGCGUCCGGGGCGGAACUGCUUUGUGUCGUCAAUAAAUUAUUUAACACGUCCCCGUCGGAGCCGUGGCUCCCGAGGCUGCACCGCGUGUUUCUUCCUUGUCGAGAACCGCGGGCGCGGCGCGGCGGCGCGGCCCUCUGCCUCUGCCGGGCCCGCCGUCCCUGUCCCCGGUCCGGCCUGCGGCCCCGCGGGGCCCGCGCCUCGCGCCGGAGCGGCGCCCGGGUCUGGCGCGGGUCCGGCCCGGCAUCGGCGCGAUGGAGCCCUGGUGGCCUGGCGCCCCGGGCCGCGCCCGGCCGGCAGCAGCUCGCAGGACGGAGGGCACCGAGAGGUCCGGCGCGGGGAAGGCGGCCCGGCACCGAGAAGCUUCGGGUCGCCGGCCCGGGGCUGAGAGCCGAGAGGAGCCAAGACUCCGCGAGCUGGAGCGGAGCCGGCGGCGCGGGGACGGAGCGGGGCGCAGGCAACUUCGGCGCGCGCGGCAGGCAGCAGGGACUGGAGGGGCGUUUCCAAAGGCCUCCAGAAGGACCAGAGCUGAAACGCCGCUACACAGAACCGCCGCG